CAUAGACUUGAGGGCAAAAAAAAAAAAAAAAGAAGAGAGGUUAUAGAGAAGAAAAAGGGAGAAUUUUGCCAUGGCAUUAGCCAUGGAGACAGAAGAAGAAGAAGAAGAAGAGAUGAUUGAACUUGGGAAUUUAUCAAAUUAUAUUGUUGAAUCAAUUUUCUCAAAAAUUCCCUUAAAAUCUCUUACACAAUUGAAAACUGUCUCCAAAACAUGGCGAAAUUCGAUCACAAAUAUUCGACAUUGUUACCCUCCUACAACCUCUAGUGGUUUAGUCCUCUUUCUCAAACACAGGGAUUUUCAAGAAUCGAUUUUCAUGAAGUUAUACGAUCAGAAAGGAUGGCAAAAGCUCUCGCCAUGCAUGGGUUCUAGCGAAAAAUUUUGUUGUUACACUUCCUGUUUCUCACAAUGUCAUACGUCCAGCUUGUUCUAGUCUUGUUUUUGAUGGUUCUUCAAAUCAUGUGUUUCUUCUGAGAGGAAGUUGAUGUGGAUUCUCAGUUGAUGAAUUGCAUGAUGUUUUCGUCGAAUUUGUGGAGUUGGAGGGAAGAUAAGUUGAGGAUUAUGAAUUCUGAGCUUCUUUUAUUAGAUGGAUUUUCACGAGGACAAUGUUGCAACACAAGUGUUUUUGUUAUGCAAAAAUUGUAUUGGAUAUGGAGUUUGUGUUUGUUAGUAUAUGACAUUGAUGAAGAGUACUUUACGCUGUUUCCAUUACCAAAUAACAGUUCAAGAAAAUCAAGAAAAGGUGUUUACUCUCAGAUGUUAUGGGAAAUCAUCAGAAGGGUUGGUACAAUUUUGUGAUCCAGUAAACAAUGGAUUUUUCAUAUGGAGUUUCAAUGGAG
This is a messenger RNA of Capsicum annuum, 836 nucleotides long. RefSeq lists its product as uncharacterized. The transcript is spliced from 2 exons. Gene Ontology annotation, molecular function: protein binding. NCBI's taxonomy places the organism in Eukaryota, Viridiplantae, Streptophyta, Magnoliopsida, Solanales, Solanaceae. The coding region runs from base 71 to 430 and encodes 119 amino acids. The record is from RefSeq and is a predicted model, not a curated record.